Messenger RNA from Cynoglossus semilaevis (tongue sole), 3333 nucleotides. It is a transcript of the gene cfap251, whose product is annotated as cilia and flagella associated protein 251. The transcript has 21 exons. Gene Ontology annotation, molecular function: protein binding. The coding region runs from base 256 to 3111 and encodes 951 amino acids. NCBI's taxonomy places the organism in Eukaryota, Metazoa, Chordata, Actinopteri, Pleuronectiformes, Cynoglossidae. The record is from RefSeq and is a predicted model, not a curated record. Gene Ontology annotation, cellular component: sperm flagellum.
CCCAUUUGCAUUCAUCUGAUUCUAUAAAAAACACAAGGUAAAGAAAGAAAAAUCUAUGCGAAACAACGAGGAGUACAAAUGGAGGUGGUAGAUAAAAGGUUAAGGAUAAAAGGACAUCAGAACAUGUGCAAAAACAAGAUACAUAACAAUCUAAUGGAUAGUGAUUGCCAUGAAAUAUGCAAGAAGAUGGACAUUUUGCGUUUACACAUUCAAAAUAAAACUUUCAUGAAACAUGUAAGUUUGUGAGCAGAGACAAUGUCAUACACGGAUGCUGAAGCAGCUGAACCUUUCAUCACCAGUGACGAGCUUAGGGUGAGUGCAGAAGUCAAAGCAGAGGAAACAGAGACAGAAACACUCAGUAUGGACCAUACCUCUCAGGUCUACACUUCUAGCACAGACCCACUUUCCCUAAAAACCACAAAUAACACGAGAACACAUGCACUGUCUCUGAACCGGGUGCUUGGAAUGAAUCCUGCUCUUCCUGUUUUCACUCUGCUUGACCACGAUCAGCUGGUGUUCCUCUAUGCUGCAGCUCACAACGGGAUCAUAUAUAAUCACACCUCAAAAUCCCAACACAUACUUCAGGGUCACUGCAGUCCAAUCUCCUGCAUGUCUAUGAGUGAAGACAGACGGUGGGUCGCAACUGCAGACAAAGGGUCUAGAAGCAGAGCGAUCAUUUGGGAUUCAUAUUCUGGCAUUCCAGUGAACACAUUGUUUAAGUGCCACCCUGAUGGAGGUGUUGUCGCUAUAGCAUUUUCAAGUGACACAAAGUAUUUGGCAACCCUAGGAGGAGAAGAAGAGCAGUGUGUGCGUAUUUGGGAUUGGACAAGUAAAGCCCAGAAACCUUUGUGGUUUACUGAAAUUAAUCAUAAACAUGGUUUUCAAAAGUACAUCACUUUUAACCCACACGAUAACAGCCAGCUGAUCACCAACAGUAAAAAUCGUGUGUUGCUUUACAGCACAGGGCGUGGAAGUCUACAAUGUAUUGCCCUGAAAUUAAAAAAGUCCAAGGUAGCUGGACAGUUCCUAAGUCAACCUGUGUUUCACUGGAGACAACCUCAGAUCCUUGCAGCCACUGAAUCAGGGAAUCUUGCUAUAUGGGAUGUGUUGGAAGACUUGGCUGCCAACCAGCAUCUCACUCAGGACAGAGUCAAGCUUGUUCCACUUCAGGAUGAUCCGAUAACUGUCAUCGCCCUCACUGAUGGCUAUAUUGUCACUGGUGACACUCGUGGAAAUAUCAAGUUCUUUGACGGCCAAUACCUCCUUGUCACAUGGUAUAGCAAAUUCAACCUGGAUCCCAUUGUUUCCAUUUCCUUCUCCAAUGAGUACACAGAGGGAUACUUGGUGGACUGCACCAUGGACGCAAAGCCAUUCAUUUUUAGAAAUUUUGUUGUGUCUACAGUUGGUUCCAAAAUAGUUCAUGUGGAUACACAAGAAAACAGAGCUGUGGUCCUGCUGUCUGAAGACUAUGACCCUGUACAUGCAGUAGCUUGCCACCCCAAACAGCCAGUUGUGGUCAUAGGCAGUCAUGUAGGCAUUAUAAAAGUGUGGGCUUACAAUGACAAUCAAGUGAUCAGCAGAAGAAUCUUCCAGAAUGAGAAACAGAUUCAGUGUCUGGCCUAUGAUCCUAAAGGUUUAUAUCUGGCAGUUGGUUUUCGAAGUGGCUCUGUUUAUAUACUGGACUCCAGCACUUUGCAAAAUGAUCCAGAGGAAUGUUUCCACAACACAAAGGAUAGCAUCCAUCGCAUUAGUUUCUCACCAGACUCAAAGUAUCUUGCAAUAGCGGAUGUUGGAAAGGCAGUGACAGUCUACCAACUGCAUACUGAUGAAGGCUCUAUGCCGCAUUGGACAUAUUUGGGCAGAUAUCGCUCUCACUACAAACCCAUUGUGGACCUUCUCUUUGGAGUUCACCUAGACAGCACCAAAACCAGGCUGUUAUCUUUGGGGAUGGACCACUGUCUGGUGGAGUAUGACCUGGAAAAAAGUGAAGUGAAUCAGCUCGUCAUUCUGAGCUCAGAGCGACUUGAGCAAAGGGCCGUGCCUACAUGCAUGACAUGGUAUCCUCCCCUGUCAACGGAACAGUUUCUUCUUAUUGCCACAGAGCAGUACAAAAUAAAACUGUUCAACAGUACGACCAAGAUGUGUAGGAAGACCCUACUUGGCCCAACAUAUGGCUCCCCCAUCAAGCAAGUGGUGACCCUUCCCAACUAUUUGGAAACUGUGACCAAGUCCCACUUUCUGGCAUACAUCACAGAGGACACGUUGGGUCUCCAGAUGUUGCCUCUGGAUGGGAACCCCUACAGGACCAGUAGUUUGGUCUGCCAUCCAACAGGAGUGGCUGCUUUCGCCUGCUCCUACGAUGGCCGAUAUAUUUUUACAGCCGGGGGAUCUGACUGCUCUGUCUUGGCGUGGGCGAUAAGCCUCAACAUUCUGGAGACUGCAGCCUUCAUGGGAGGAAAUGACCUUGUACCUUUUUACACUCUCUUAGAAGGAGGUAGAGAUGGCAGAUUGUACAAGGAUAUUGAGGAGUUUUUCUAUUUCUGUCAAAUCCGACAUCAAGACAUUCACACAAUCGAGAAACGAAGAGUCUCAAACAAAAUUCCUCUGUCAGAGGUUUCUUCCCUAAUGAGAGCCCUUGCUUACUUUCCUACUGAACGAGAGAUAGAUGACAUGCUAAAUGAGGUUAAGUUCAGCCAGUAUGCUGAAACAGGACAAUAUGUGACUGAUGUUGAUCUGGAAGGGUUCAUCAAACUGUAUAUCAAUCAUCGGCCAGCCUUUGGAGUCUCUAGAGAUGAGCUGGUUCAAGAUUUCCACAUGCUUGGUAGACAUGACAGCUCAGGACAGACUAUUGUGCAUAGAAAUCGGCUGAUAGAAGUCCUUCAGACUCGAGGAGAACCCAUGACAGAGGACGAGGUGGUGGAGUGUUUCACAACACUUCUAAAAGGUCCUAGUGAUGAGAAUGAAGAAGAAGAAGAAGCUUACUCUGGAGAUUCUGAAAAUUCUUUGGACGGUGUGAUCCCACGUGAAAUAUUAGUAGAGAACUUUGCAGAAUACAUCCUGGGCUUCCCAUGCCCAGAGGAGACCAGUGACAGGUCCUCAAGUCUACAGUGACCAAGGAAAUAAACAGUUUAUAAAAAGUUAUUUUUUAUUUACUUACUUUUUAAUUUGUAUUUGUUUCACAGUAAAAUAUGUAUUAUAAAUACAAUAUGAGUAGGGAAUUAAAGCCAACUUUAUUUUUUACAGUGCAUGCAAAGUACUCCUGUAAUAAUAAGUCAAAAAUAAUCAUGAUUCUACAGUAUAUACGAGGUUUUUAGUAGACUAUGUAACAGAGAU